Messenger RNA from Tripterygium wilfordii, 2661 nucleotides. RefSeq names its product protein CNGC15b-like. Gene Ontology annotation, molecular function: voltage-gated potassium channel activity. The record is from RefSeq and is a predicted model, not a curated record. Gene Ontology annotation, biological process: transmembrane transport; potassium ion transport. Gene Ontology annotation, cellular component: membrane. The coding region runs from base 354 to 2456 and encodes 700 amino acids. The transcript has 8 exons. NCBI's taxonomy places the organism in Eukaryota, Viridiplantae, Streptophyta, Magnoliopsida, Celastrales, Celastraceae.
UUCCCGAUACAAUUCCAAGUUGCAUAUGUUCAACCAUUUUGCGGUGACAAUAACAAUUUUCCAUGGUGUACAAUGAUGGAAACAGCUCCACAAUCACAAAUUACAAAGUGUCCAUGAAUAUGAAUCUUCAAUUUUUGGCUUCUGGGUUAUUUGUGAUGGAAAUCUGUGUACAAGAUUGGGUCAGAGAUAGAGAAACCAAGUGAAAAGAGUAGGUUUUUCAGACAAAUUUUGGAAGUCAACACUUCCUCAGCCUCUCUGGCUCUCUGUGUCUGGCAUCAGUCUCCUCCGUGUCUGUUGGGAUCUCUAUCGAAUCCAUAGUUUGAAGCUGCAGCAGCUGAUUUGAAAAGAGUGCAAUGGGAUAUGAUAAUUCAAAGUUUCAACAUGAUACGCAAUUAAAAAAGCUGCCAACAAGCAAUGGAGAUGGCAUAGUUAAAUAUAGAUUUGAUAGUAAGGGAAACCGAAUAUUAGAUUCAAGCAACAAGUAUGAGGAGGAGGCAGAUGGGAAAUCAAGGAAAUCAUUGAAAGUCAAAGUGCUAUCGAGAGUCUUCUCCGAGGACUAUGAGAGAGUGAAGAGAAAGAUAUUAGAUCCUUGUGGACCAACUAUUCGACGAUGGAACAAGAUAUUUUUGGCAGCGAGCUUAGUUUCAUUGUUUGUGGAUCCUCUAUUCUUUUUCCUACCAGGAGUAUCAGACGAAGCGUGUAUAAAUAUUGACAUACCUCUUAAAGUCCUUCUUACAAUUGUUAGAUCAAUUGCUGAUAUCUCCUACAUGGUUCAGAUUUUCAUUCGGUUCCGCACAGCUUAUGUUGCACCUUCUUCCCGUGUUUUUGGGAGAGGGGAGCUUGUGAUAGAUUCUUCAAAGAUUGCUACAAGGUACCUACACAAGAAUUUCUGGAUUGACCUUAUUGUUGCUCUGCCCCUUCCUCAGGUCUUAAUUUGGGUUAUUAUCCCCAAUCUUAGGGGUUCAACAAUGACAUAUACAAAAAAUGUUCUGAGAUUCUUCAUCAUUUUCCAAUACCUUCCGAGACUAUUUCUUAUAUUUCCACUCUCAUCGGAAAUUAUCGAUGCCGCUGGAGUUGUGACCGAAACAGCAUGGGCUGGAGCUGCAUAUAACGUGAUACUUUACUUGUUGGCAAGCCAUGUUAUGGGAGCUUGCUGGUAUAUUCUCUCAAUUGAGCGAGAAGAAGCAUGCUGGAAAAGUGUCUGUGAUAGUGAGAAGCCAUCGUGUCAGCAUGGAUUCUUCGACUGCCACAGUAUUUACGACUCUCUUAGGGAGUCUUGGUUUAAAUCAAGCAAUAUUACAGAUCAAUGUGAUCCGGCUAGUAACUUUUAUCAAUUCGGUAUCUAUGGUGAUGCAGUGACCUUGCAUGUUACAACUGCACCAUUCUUCAACAAAUACUUCUACUGUCUUUGGUGGGGCGUAAGGAACCUGAGCUCUUUUGGUCAGAAUCUUUCCACGAGCACAUAUGCAGGGGAAAUAAUUUUUGUCAUCAUAGUCGUAACGCUAGGUUUGGUUCUCUUUGCCAAGCUGAUCGGCAAUGUGCGAACUUAUCUUCAGUCGAUAACUGUUCGUUUAGAAGAAUGGAGGAUCAAGAGAACUGAUACAGAGCUUUGGAUGCAUCACAGGCAGCUCCCUCAAGAGUUAAAGCAGUCCGUUGUGAAAUAUGAUCAGUACAAGUGGGUAGCUACACAUGGAGUGGAUGAAGAAACUGUUCUCAAAUGCCUUCCUUUGGAUCUUAGAAGAGCUAUCAAGCGUCAUCUAUGCCUUGAUCUAGUUCGACGAGUUCCGCUGUUUGAUCAAAUGGAUGAAAGGAUGCUAGAUGCAAUAUGUGGAAGGCUUAAACCGGCCUUAUGCACUGAAGGCACAUUUCUAGUGCGUGAAGGAGAUCCUGUUAAUGAGAUGCUCUUCAUAAUCCGCGGACACCUUGAUUCCUGUACCACUGAUGGUGGUCGCACUGGAUUCUUCAACUCUUGCCGCAUUGGUCCUGGAGACUUCUGUGGUGAGGAAUUGCUUACAUGGGCCUUGGAUCCCCGUCCUAGCGUCAUCCUCCCAUCGUCCACUCGCACAAUCAAGCCCAUUUCAGAAGUAGAGGCAUUUGCUUUACAAGCAGAAGACUUGAAGUUUGUAGCGGCACAAUUUAGAAGAUUGCACAGUAAGCAAAUCAAACACAAGUUCAGGUUCCACUCACACCAGUGGAGAUUGUGGGCUGCUUGUUUCAUACAAGCAGCGUGGCGCCGGUUCAAAAAACGAAAGGAAGCAGCUAAAUUAAAGGCUUAUGAAAACACCAUGGCCACUGAGCCCGAAUCGCCCUCAUCAUGGUCAGGCUUACUCACAUAUGUAGCAAGGUUGGUAGCAAGCACCAAAAGGGGAGCAAGUAAUCAUUCUAGAUCCAGUUUUGGUGUUGUGAGCUCACUGCAGAAACCGGCAGAGCCGGAUUUUUCUAUUGACGAGGAAUAAAUGGACUAUAUAUUAAUCAGAGGAAUACUCUUUCUGUACAUUUUUUCCUUUCUCCUAACUAGGUAGAAGCAGGGAUGCCCUAAUGUUAUUGUUUUAUUUUUGGUGUUCAUAUACCUUAUAAGGAUAUAGUUAGGUGAUUCAGUUAGAUAUUGGAGGCAGUAAUUUAUAGUAGAAAAGCCAAAAAAAUAAAUACAACUUAUGGAUU